CAGGAGUUUCCAGGUGAGUCAGUCUGUCCCGUCCUCAGGCUGGUCACGUGGUACAAACAAGGAAAAGAAAAAAAACAGAAGUUUUGGCAAAGUGCGCUCAGGUGCUCUGUUCUCGCGGAGUUUCGCCUUCCUCCACCUGUCAGGUGAGUUCACGCUUUCAGUCCGGGUGGCUGAACCUGCUGAACUUUCCUGCUCCAAACUGCAUUGUAGAAGAAGGUGUGAAGGACACCGAGGAAGACGACAGCCACGUCCCCGGCAUGUAGCUCCGCUCCGGCCGCUCCUCAGCCAGCAUGCGCUCCUUCCUGCGCUCAGUGAGAAACUUGGCUCCUGAGAACAUCCACAUCUCAUCUCUUCCUCCUGGCGUUCCCACAGACCAGGAGCCGGAAGAAACCACGCAACAAGAUGAGAUGGUCAAAACCAAAGAGAAGGAUGUCGUCCGGACGACGCACACCCACAGAGUCUCCUCGCCGUCAGUCUUCCUCCAGAACAACGACAAUGAUCCUCCACCCGCCACUUACUUUGACCAGAAGAUCCCUGUUCCUGAAGAGGACUCUGCGAGAUUAUUCAGCCUGCGGAAACUCUGGGCCUUCACUGGACCGGGUUUUCUGAUGAGCAUAGCUUACCUGGACCCAGGUAACAUUGAGUCCGACCUGCAGUCGGGAGCCAAAGCUGGAUUUAAGCUCCUGUGGCUGCUGCUGUGCGCCACCAUCAUCGGCCUGCUCCUGCAGAGGUUGGCGGCGCGGCUGGGCGUGGUCACCGGGAUGCACCUUGCUGAGGUCUGCCACCGACAGUACCGCACCGUUCCCCGAAUCCUCCUGUGGUUGAUGGUGGAGCUGGCGAUCAUCGGUUCGGACAUGCAGGAGGUCAUCGGCUGCGCCAUCGCUUUCAACCUCCUCUCUGCCGGCAGGAUCCCCCUGUGGGCCGGAGUCCUCAUCACCGUCCUCGACACCUUCGUCUUCCUUUUCCUGGAUAAGUAUGGUCUGAGGCAUCUGGAAGCCUUCUUCGGUUUGCUCAUCACCAUCAUGGCUAUCACCUUUGGGUGUGAGUACGUCAUAGUGGCUCCAGACCAAGGACAGCUGCUGAAAGGGAUGUUUUUGCCCUACUGCGAGGGCUGCGGACCCGUCCAGCUAACCCAGGCCGUCGGCGUCAUCGGUGCCGUCAUCAUGCCUCACAACAUUUACCUCCACUCUGCUCUCGUGAAGUCCAGAGAGGUGGACCGUUCCAGCAAGAAGGAAGUGAAGGAGGCCAACAAAUACUUCUUCAUCGAGUCGGCCAUCGCGCUGUUCGUGUCGUUCCUCGUCAACGUGUUCGUGGUGGCUGUCUUUGCUGAGGCCUUUUAUCAGCGCACAAACAUGGAAGUGUUCACUGUCUGCAAUGAGUCGGGGACCCCCCAUCUAGACCUGUUUCCACUGGACAACAACACCCUGGAGGUGGACAUCUACAAAGGGGGGGUGGUUCUGGGUUGCUUCUUUGGCCCGGCAGCGCUCUACAUCUGGGCUGUGGGGAUCCUUGCAGCGGGUCAGAGCUCCACCAUGACCGGGACGUACUCGGGUCAAUUCGUCAUGGAGGGCUUUCUGAACCUGCGCUGGUCCCGUUUUGCCCGGGUCUUGCUGACCCGAUCCAUCGCCAUCAUUCCCACCCUGCUGGUGGCCAUCUUCCAGGACGUGCACCACCUGACCGGCAUGAACGACUUCCUGAACGUGCUGCAGAGCAUGCAGCUGCCCUUCGCUCUCAUCCCCAUCCUCACUUUCACCAGUCUGCCGUCUCUCAUGAGUGAAUUUGCAAACGGAUUGGUGUUUAAAAUCGGAGGGGGUGUGGUGAUCCUGAUUGUGUGCGUCAUCAACAUGUACUUCGUGGUGGUCUAUGUGACGGCGUUGAACAGCGUGUGGCUGUACGUUCUGGCAGCGUUCCUCUCCUUAGCAUACCUGACGUUUGUGGGAUACCUGGUCUGGCUAUGUCUGAUCGCUCUGGGAAUCUCCUGCCUGGACCCCAGCACCAGAACCCCGAACGACACCACCAUCUUGAUCGAGCAGCAGCCGGAGUUUGACACCUGAGUCCCGCGCUCUUCAGGAGGCAGCACCGCUUUCUGGUCGGUGCGUGGACGCUGACCUCUGCAGUCCACGUGAGAAGGUGUACGCGGGCCGAUAACGACGCUCUCUGUGCAGGAGCGUCUCUGUAGCAAAAUACCAUAGAUGAAGGAAGUAAUGCGCCUACUGCCAAGUAUGGUUUCAGCUUGAACCACUUUGAGUUCACAGAAGUAUUUUUGAACCUAUGAGCAGCUGAACGGCGUCUUCACGUUAGAGUCAAUGCUCCGUUUAAUUCGUCAUUACUCCAAAGAAAUUUAAAACUUUUGUUCCAUGAUUUCAGGCAGUUUUUCAUUAAGACACACCAGUUUAGGAUUAUAAAAGUUGUAUUUCUAGAAGAAGAAAAAAUGUCAGUUUCUGUGGAGAACUGACUACAUCUCCGAAAUAAGAAAAAUCUUGAGCUUGAGGACCAUUUUUAGCAGUUUUUUAAAACCGUUAUUUUGUAUUAUUGUUACUAUUGCUGCAGCCUAUGCAGUUAUUUUUCAUUUGCAAUGUAAAAAAAAUGCAUAUAAAUAAAAUAAUUACAACUGCACAAAAAUAUGUUUUGAAGGAAACUUGAACUUUUCAG
Oryzias melastigma (Indian medaka) is the source of this 2652-nucleotide messenger RNA. RefSeq names its product natural resistance-associated macrophage protein 2. The coding region runs from base 291 to 2054 and encodes 587 amino acids. The record is from RefSeq and is a predicted model, not a curated record. Lineage: Eukaryota; Metazoa; Chordata; Actinopteri; Beloniformes; Adrianichthyidae. Gene Ontology annotation, molecular function: manganese ion transmembrane transporter activity; iron ion transmembrane transporter activity; cadmium ion transmembrane transporter activity. Gene Ontology annotation, cellular component: plasma membrane. The transcript has 16 exons. Gene Ontology annotation, biological process: metal ion transport.